AAUCACUGUUUUCCUUAAACAUUUUACUCUUUUCGUUUGGCAUUGUGAACUACCGUCACUUCUAAGUUAACUGCAAUUAGCACAACGUGACUAUUUUCACGUUACGUUUAAAUGAUAUCGAAACAGUCGUAGGAACUACUUUUACCAGAAUGUAUUACUCCCGAUUUGAUUGGUCAGGUUUGUAAUACGUAUGAUGCUGUCUAUGUCUAAGGAUAUGUCUAAAGGCAUGUCCAGGAUAAGCCCGGUAAAUUUGGCACGUGUAGCUAAAUCAUUUUCAUUGAAAUCAGGCCAGUAGAGCAUCAUGUCUCAGGAACCUGAGCAGGACACCCACUCUCAGACACAGACUCAGUCUCAGCCACAGUCACAGGGUGGCUCCAGCUCCUCGUCUGCUCCAACUUCUGGCAGCCAGUCGUCCUCGGGUUCGGGCACUCUCAGCUCAGUGGACACCAUCCCAGUGCGAGACCUUGCUUCCAUCCCUGAGGAGGAGCCAGGACCAGAGCCAUGGGGUCGGCUGCUGCCCAUGAUGACUGGCGUCAGAGUGCACAAUUGUGUUGAGGACAAUUAUACAUUUGGAAGAGACCGACGUUGCAGUUAUACCUUCAGUGAUCCAGCCAUGAAGGGUCCAUGGAUGAACACUUACAGUAAACGUCAUUUUCGCAUAUUCAGGGAGAACAAUAUUGUAUUCAUUGAAGACACCAGUGCCAAUGGAACAUUCGUUGAUGGUGAUAUAAUUGGCAAUGGGAAAAAAAUUCCAUUGGCCAAUAAUGCAGAGAUAUCGCUUGCUGGGCAAGGCCAUAAGGUCUUUGUCUUCAUCGAUUUAACAGCAGAUGAACAGGAAAACCUUCCAAAAGAAUUUAAAGCAAAAUACCUGAUGUCACGAAAGAUUGGAUUGGGAGUUUGUGGAGAAGUAAAACUGGCUUUUGAGCGGGAUACAUGUAAAAAAGUUGCUGUUAAAACUAUCAAUAAGCUGAAUUUUCCCUCCGUUGGGACAGCGACGCGGAAUGCCGAGCGGGAGAUUGAAAUCUUGAAAAGAAUUGAUUAUCCUUGUCUCAUAAAAACGGAGGCCUUUUUCCAAACAGAAGAAUCAUAUUACAUUGUGUUAGAGCUGAUGGAGGGCGGAGAGCUCCUCGACAGAAUCAAAUCCAAAGGUCAGCUUGAAGAAGACAUUGCCAAGCUGUACUUUUAUCAGAUGUUGAAAGGAGUGAAGUAUCUCCACCAGAAUGACAUCAUACAUCGAGACCUUAAACCAGAGAACAUUCUCCUGGCAUCCAGAGAGGACCAGUGUCUGAUAAAAAUCACAGAUUUCAACCAGUCGAAGAUCCUGGAGGAGUCGUCUCUGAUGAAGACGCUCUGUGGAACACCCCACUACCUGGCCCCCGAGGUCUUCCUGAGCGCCUCCACCGAGGGCUACACGGGUGCUGUGGACUGCUGGAGUCUAGGGGUGCUGUUGUUUGUCUGCUUAGGUGGCUACCAGCCCUUCCAUCCUGACAUCAGCGAUCUUCCUGUGAGGGAGCAGAUCACUCAGGGACAUUACAGGUUCAUCCAGUCCAAGUGGGAAAAAGUCUCCACUUCAGCAAGGAGCCUUGUGAAGAAGCUCCUUGUUGUUGACCCCAAGAAACGGUUGAACCUUGAUCAGGCACUGGAGCAUCCGUGGCUUCAGGAUGAUGCAAUGAAGAGCCUGGCCCAUCAGAUCAUGUACCCUGGAGGUGAAGGUGAUGCUGAGCCCCAGCAGCCCUCGACAAGCAGGAAGCGCAGACAGGAGGAUGCUGAGGAGCAGCCAGCAAAACGACAGAAACCGGAUGCAUGAAAAGGCAAAUGCCAGAUACUGGACUGUGUCUGUCUGUCUCAUGCUGUAUCAAGCCAAUCAUUCCGAUGGUGAUUCAUGUUGAUAUUUGUAUAUAUUUUGCUGUUUCUGAAUGACUUUUAUACUGAAUAGCUUUAUAUGUAGCCUCUUUUUGGUUUAAAUUUUACAAUAAAAUUUCACACUUGAUUUGGUGUGUCAUUACAGCAAUAGUUACAGAAUGAGGGUCAUUGAUUUCAAGCAUAAAUGGAUCAUUGAGAAAAAAUUAAUUGUGCACUGGUGCCACAGAAUAAAAUGUUUUUGAAACAUUUG
Clupea harengus (Atlantic herring) is the source of this 2113-nucleotide messenger RNA. It is a transcript of the gene chek2, whose product is annotated as checkpoint kinase 2. The record is from RefSeq and is a predicted model, not a curated record. Gene Ontology annotation, biological process: protein phosphorylation. Gene Ontology annotation, molecular function: protein binding; ATP binding; protein kinase activity. Lineage: Eukaryota; Metazoa; Chordata; Actinopteri; Clupeiformes; Clupeidae.